Molecule: messenger RNA, 336 nt
Organism: Heterotrigona itama
Lineage: Eukaryota; Metazoa; Arthropoda; Insecta; Hymenoptera; Apidae
Source: the annotation of a GenBank genome assembly
AUGCACGAAAUAGAGGAAGGUACGAGUGAAAAUACGAAGCGAAAAGAGCAGAUCCUCUUUGUCUCGUUUCGUCGCGGCGCUGUCGCGUGCCUUCGCGACAAAAGCCCAGGGUCACGAACCGCCCAGUUACGCUGCGAGGAAAAGGAAACCCGUGGCCGUGGCGUUCGGCUUCGGGCACCGCGGGUCGCCUUGCACCGGAGACACUCCAGCAACGGUACUCCAGGCUGUAUAAAGUUCAUUAAUGAACCACUCACCGGGUUUGUUAAUGAGCCAACACCUAUGUCAUGCCCCGAGAGGUGCCGUUGGAUCGUUUCGAAUCGGUCAAGCACAGAUUAG